CUGUGUUGCAGUGUGAUGGAUACAUUGACAUCUUCUUUAGAAGAAAACAUAACUUGAGCGUCCCACCGUCAUCUAAUGAAGCGCGUAGAUACAGAGUACAGAAGGCGCAAAAGCUUGGUUGGGUUAUGUUUUGAAAUUUCAGUGAAUAGUGACAUAUUUGUGACUGUCUAAGGCAUACUUAGAAAUUAUCAUUGUAUGAUAUGUAUGAUUUAAGCACAUUUUGGUUUUCCGCCUGUGCAGUUGGGGAGUGCAUUGUUUAUAUUUCUCGCUGAGGUCGAAUGCCCGUUUUUUAAUAAUAAUAAAGUAUUUUUGCGAUUCCGAAUUCUUGUACAACCUUCGUCAUGUCAGAUGACAGUAAUGAACGGCCUUCUUGUCGCUUUGAAGAGUCAAAUCGUUCAUCGGACGACAGCUCCAUGUCGUUGUGGACGAAAGCUCAGCAACUACAAGGCGAUGCGCUCCUCCAGGUGCGCGCCGUUUAUGGAGAACACUUUCCAAUUGAAGUUCGACAUUUUUUGGCAGCAUGGUUAGAAGAGAAAAUGUGUUUUUUUUCUAGGACUGACAUAGACCCAGAAAAUCCCCAACAUGAGCAAUAUGUUGCCAGCCUUGUCAGUUCACUUAUUCAAGAACUGGAAAUGAAAGCAAACAGUAUGACUACAGAAGAGCUGUUUCUCACAAAACUAAAGUUAAUGGAGGCUGCAAAUACAUUUAGAGAGAGAUACAUGCAUAACCCCCGAAGGUUGUUUGAAAUAAUUCGAAAUUGUCUCAACACCGAAAUGAAGUUGGUGCAACAGGCUAGCCUGGGCCGGGACUUGAUAAUGCCAUGUUUGCCAUUUACCCCAGAUCUUAAUACUGAAAUUGCUCAGCAGCUGGAUUAUUUGAGGAGACAGACCCAUGAAACAGGAGAAGAUCUGAGGAGGAUUGAGCAGGAGCAGGAAGCUUUUGCCCUGCAGUAUCAUGAAUGCACGAAAGUAAAUGCGCACUUACAACACAUACAAACACAGCAGAGAACUCCACAGAUAAUUGAAAUGGAGAAAAAGUUAAUGAAGCACAAAGAAACACUAGAGCAGUUACUAAAUCAGAAGGUGGCAUCAAUGAUGCAACUAAGACUGACAUUUGUAGAUAAAUUGAAGGACACGAUAGAAAGUCACCUAACAAAAAUGCAAUCUAGAGUUCUGGAUGAAGAACUAAUUCGAUGGAAAAGGGAGCAGCAGCUUCAAGGAAAUGGGGCACAUUUUAACAAUAACUUAGACAGCAUACAGGAGUGGUGUGAAAGUCUUGCUGAAAUUAUUUGGAUGAAUAGGCAACAAAUAAAAGAAGCCGACAGGUUAAAGCAGAAGUUUGACUUUGAUCCACCUGUGGUUUCUGAGAGACUGCUUCAUCUGAACACAGUCAUUACACAGCUUUUAUCAUCUUUAGUCACAAGCACAUUCAUAAUAGAGAAACAACCACCACAAGUUAUGAAGACAAACACACGUUUUACUUCUACAGUAAGGCUCCUUGUUGGAGGAAAGCUGAAUGUCCAUAUGACCCCACCUCAGGUGAGGGUGACAAUAAUAAGUGAAGCACAAGCCAAUGCACUUUUAAAAAGUGAUAAAGUUUCAAAAGGUGAUGCUAGUGGUGAAAUUCUGAACAACACUGGUACCAUGGAGUACCAUCAGGCUACGAGACAACUUUCUGUCAGCUUCAGAAAUAUGCAGCUUAAAAAAAUAAAACGUGCGGAGAAGAAAGGUACAGAAUCUGUAAUGGAUGAAAAGUUCUCAUUGCUUUUCCAGUCACAGUUCUCAGUUGGUGGUGGAGAGCUUGUAUUCCAGGUGUGGACUCUUUCCCUACCUGUUGUUGUCAUUGUUCACGGUAAUCAAGAACCUCAUGCACAUGCUACUGUUACUUGGGACAAUGCUUUUGCUGAACCCGGAAGAAUACCAUUUGCAGUACCAGAUAAAGUGCCGUGGUCAAAAGUUUCAGAUGCUCUCAAUAUGAAAUUCAAAGCAGCUACAGGGCGUUUUUUGACAGAAGAGAAUCUCAGAUUUCUUGCAGAAAAAGCCUUCAGGAAUCCCCAAGUGGCAGACUACAGUGGUAUGCUGCUUAGUUGGUCACAGUUCUGCAAGGAACCACUUCCAGACAGAAACUUCACUUUUUGGGAAUGGUUCUUCGCUGUGAUGAAACUAACAAAGGAACAUUUAAGAGGCCCAUGGAUGGAUGAAACUAUAUUAGGUUUUAUUCGGAAAAGACAAGCAGAAGAAAUGCUUGCUGGACGUCCCAGUGGCACCUUCCUUUUACGCUUCUCAGACUCAGAACUUGGGGGCGUAACAAUUGCUUGGGUUGCAGAUCAAAAUGAUGUCUUUAUGCUACAACCCUUCACCAGCAAAGACUUUGCAAUACGCAGUCUCGCAGAUAGAAUUUCUGAUUUGCAGCAUCUUGUAUAUUUGUAUCCUGACAUUCCUAAGGACCAGGCAUUUGGAAAAUAUUACACACCUUUUACAGAGAACCAACAACAGUCAAUUAAUGGAUAUGUGAAACCUCUAUUGGUGACUCAUGUCCCUGGUUGGGGUGGACCUGGUUCUGUAGGCAGCUACCCAGCAACACCACAGAUGUACCCACAUUCUCCAGACCCCAGCAUCCCCCGAGAUACACCAUCAGUUGCCAGUGCUACCAGUGAGUCAGUCAGUAGCUACCCUGGGGUUUCGAGUGGUGGUGAUGUCGACUAUGAUACAAUGGCAUACAUGGAUCUCAGUAGUAUUGAUGAUGUCGCCUUCGACUUGAAUAACCUGAACUUGCCUGAACUGAUGCGGUCAUUAAGACAGUGAAGAUACUGGAUAAGGUAUGGAGCCAGGCAUAUAUAUGAAAUUAGUCAUUUGGUAGCCUUUUGACAGCUUCAUUAACUUUAAUACUAUCAGCUUGUUGCACCUGGUCCUAUUAUUUGAUACUUUCAUCUUAUGAUAGUUUUUUUUUUUUUUAAUAAGACUGUUACUCCUAGGUUAACACCAUAGCUGGUAUUUGUGCUUUUUGAAAUAUAUUUUUGUGUUGUAAGUGGUGUAAUGCCUAGGAAAUGGUGCAAACUAAUGGACUGUGGAUUGUUAACAUUACAUAGCCUUUGAUAAAAUAUGGACAAGUUGGAAAGUGUAUGUGGUGUUUUAUGCGUGAAAAUUUAGUGCUCUAGAUGUUCUCACAUUUGCAUUAUAUUGAUGACAAGGAAGCUUUAUUGCCAAAUCUCCUUUACAAGCAUCUUUGUGUAAAAGAACUUAAGUCAAAACAUAAGAGUUUUUCCUUGUCAGAAGAAUGUUUUUGUGCACAAAAGUGAGAAAGUAUAUUUUUAAUUGAUUAUUAAGGGUCGUAUGAAAGGAAACUGUAAAUCGUGAAUAAGUUGUUGUUAUUAUUACAUACAAACCUGGUGACUGCCAAAAUACUUCUGUAAAUAUGAUGUUUUAUUGUUGAUGGUGUAAUUGGAAAUAGGUCAAGUAUUAAUCUUUUGUUGUAUUACACAGCUACUUCAAUUUAUAACUUAUUGUAGAAAUUUUAAUGUUUAUAUGUGCCAUAAAAUUACCUGUAUUUGCUGUUAAUGAUCACUGUUAGAGUGAUGUGAAGGGAUAUUUACCUUGCUGUGAUUUCUUAUGUGUUAUAUCAGUUGUGGAAGUUUCAUAGUUUAUUAAUGAAUGUUUGUUGACAUUGGAUGUGAAGAGUGACACGCUGACAAUCAUGUAAACUGAAAGAACAGUAAUGGAUUGUUUGUGGCUGUGACUAACGUAGAUAAGUGAUAGAACCCAUUUUAAACAGAAUUUAGAGUUUGGAUCAUAUCAAACAAUGCAAAUAGAAAGAGUUCAUGGAAACACCUCUUUAGUUGUAGGGUAAAAGAAAAAUUUAAAUUUAAGCCUGCUUGACUCUUUAGUCACUGUAGGUACAACAUACCUUUGUCAGUACAGUUCAUCAAAUUAUGUACUAAUCAACAUGCAUUUAGACAAAUAGCAAUUAUCAUACAAGUCUUUCUAUUGCCCAUAUUCAUUUCAUGUUAGCUUUGUAUACUCUUCAUGCUGAAUGGAACUGAGUUGAAUAUGGGCAAAGAUAAUGGCACUGAACUACUUCACCAUGGCUCACGCCAUUCAAGCACUUGUAAUGAAACACUGAAAUUUUUAAUGCCAGUACCAGUAUAUUUUUACAUCAGGUAAGAGUUCAGUUCGACAGUUGAAACAAGAUCUACUAUAUUUAGAUUACUGUAUGUUAUUGUGCUAAUCUAAUAUACAAAAUGCCAUAUUGGUAAUAAUGAUUUUGACUGUUGUUAUGUCGACAUUGAGCAUGACUUUAUGUAAACUGCACUUUUGCUGUUUAUAGAUUCUAUAAAAUUUGUAAAAUAUGAAGUCACGCUACAGUACACACAAGAUGACAAGUAAAGAUGUAGGUGUUUUUUCCCCCACAUGAUAAGAGAACAUGUUGCAAAGCUAUAGCAACAUACUGGAUAAAAGUUAUGUAGGUAAUAUUAUUUCUUGUGAGGUUAGAUGUUGGAUAGGUGUACAUUCCUGAUUAUAGUGUGUAUUAUACCUUUCACAUUUAAAAUAUGUUCAAAAACCUUUCAGUGUGAAAUUUUUGCUAUUUUUUUUUUUUU
Molecule: messenger RNA, 4594 nt
Organism: Schistocerca nitens (vagrant locust)
Lineage: Eukaryota; Metazoa; Arthropoda; Insecta; Orthoptera; Acrididae
Gene: Stat92E
Product: signal transducer and activator of transcription 5B
Exons: 17
Coding region: 342-2804 (820 amino acids)
Biological process (GO): regulation of cell population proliferation; regulation of transcription by RNA polymerase II; cell surface receptor signaling pathway via JAK-STAT
Molecular function (GO): RNA polymerase II cis-regulatory region sequence-specific DNA binding; DNA-binding transcription factor activity, RNA polymerase II-specific
Source: RefSeq, a predicted model, not a curated record